Molecule: messenger RNA, 2329 nt
Organism: Pistacia vera
Lineage: Eukaryota; Viridiplantae; Streptophyta; Magnoliopsida; Sapindales; Anacardiaceae
Product: pentatricopeptide repeat-containing protein At4g02750-like
Exons: 2
Coding region: 98-2083 (661 amino acids)
Biological process (GO): RNA modification
Molecular function (GO): RNA binding; protein binding
Source: RefSeq, a predicted model, not a curated record
GGAUGGUCCAUCUUCUGUACCUAAAUUCCGAUUUCAAACAUUCCUAAAACCGUUUAGCGACCGUUAAACCUCAGACUUUUGGCGCCAAUGAAGGGAAAUGAAUCACUCAAUCUUACAGCUUCUCAACAAAACCCAUUGUCUGAAAUCACUGAAAUCUAUCCACUCCCAUCUAAUACUCAACAAUACACUCACCUCAUCAGACCUUAUUCUCAACAAACUUCUCCGUCUAUACUCACGCUUUGGUGCCAUAGAUUAUGCUUGCAAACUGUUCGAUAUUAUUCCCCAGCCAAAUCCAUUUCUUUGGACAUCGUUGAUUCAUGGGUUCGUUGAGAAUUUUCGAUAUACCGAAGCUUUUUAUACGUUUAUGAGAAUGCAUAGUGAGUCUGUGGCACCGAUGAAUUUUACUAUUGCGUCAGUUCUUAAGGGUUUAGCCCGUGAAAAGAGAGUAAAAGAAGGGGAAAAAAUUUAUGGAUUUAUGGUAAAGAGUGGUUGGGGUUCUGACUUGAUAGUGCAAAAUGCGGUUCUCGAUUUGUUCAUUAGAUGUGGGGAAGUGGAUUUUGCAAGAAGGUUAUUUGAUGAGAUGGAGGAAAAAGAUGUUGUUUCAUGGAAUACUAUGGUUUCGGGUUAUGGUAAUAAUGGUAGAGUUGAGAUUGCACGCGCAUUGUUUAAUGAGAUGACUGAGAGGAAUGUGGUUUCUUGGACAAGCAUAAUUAAUGUGUAUGCUAAGUGUGGAAACAUGGUGGAGGCCAGGGUUCUUUUUGAUAAAAUGCCUAAUAAAGACCUUGUGUCAUGGAAUGUGAUGGUUUCUGGAUAUGUUAAUGCUGGUGAUCCUGUCAGUGCUCGCUUUAUUUUUGAAGCAAUGCCAAUUCGUGGUAUUGAGACUUGGAAUUUAAUGAUUUUAGGGUUUUGUAAAGCAGGGGAGAUUGAACUUGCUAAAGAUUAUUUUAACAGAAUGCCAGAGAGAAAUGAUGUGUCGUGGACCAUAAUGGUAGAUGGAUAUAUUAAAUCUGGAAAUAUUGAUCAUGCAAGAUGCUUUUUUGAUCAGAUGCCAGCGAAGAAUCUGGUCUCUUGGUCGACAAUGAUCAGUGGUUAUGCCAAAAAUGGGCAGCCUCGUAAUGCAUUGGAGUUAUACAAUUGCUUGAAAGGUCAAGGGAUCAAGCCAGAUGAGACUUUUAUAUUGGGAAUCAUCUCGGCUUGCUCACAGUUAGGGGUUAUAGAUACAGCUGAAUCAAUAAUUUGCGACUUUGUCGGGCCUUCACUUUUUUCUAAUUUGAGGGUAGUAACCAGUUUGAUAGACAUGUAUGCAAAAUGUGGAAGCAUUGAGAAGGCUGUGAAAGUCUUUCAGAUAGUUAAUGAAAAGGAUUUGCUAUGUUAUAGUACCAUGAUUGCAGCCUUCGCAAAUCACGGAUUAGUCCAAGAUGCCAUUUCUUUGUUUGCUGAGAUGCAAAGGGCAAAUAUAAAACCUGAUGGAGUGGCUUUUCUUGGGGUUUUGACUGCAUGCAACCAUGGGGGUCUUGUAAAUGAGGGCAGGCUGUACUUCGAGCAAAUGAAAAGCAAAUAUGGAAUUCAGCCUUCAGAAAAGCACUAUGCAUGUGUUGUGGACCUUCUGGGUCGUGCUGGGUGCCUUGAAGAGGCACACAAGCUUAUAAGCAACAUGACAAUUGCUCCUCAUUCAGUUGUAUGGGGUGCUUUACUUGCAGCUUGUAGGAUCCAUUGCAAUGUCCAAUUGGCUGAAGUUGCAGCAGCUGAGUUAUUCAAGAUUGAGCCUGAUAAUUCUGGUAAUUAUGUUCUUUUAUCUAAUAUUUAUGCUGCUGCUGGGAUGUGGGAUGGCGUUGCUAGAGUAAGAGCAAUGGUCAGGGAGCAUCGAGUCAGAAAGAAUAGGGGUUCUAGCUGGAUUGAGUUGGGAUUUAUCGUCCAUGAAUUUGUUACGGGAGAUACUUCACAUUUUGAUUCAGAAAACAUAUACUUUAUCUUGGAGUUACUCAGUGAAGAUAUGAAACUUUUAGGAUAUAUAAUGGACUCUAAAGAGACAGAAAAAAGUUGUGUUGUUGUGGUGCCACUAUCUCCUUUUGGUGCAUGCUAAGGCUAGUGUUUAAGCAGUUGGAACUUGAAAUUAGUCAGAAGUGCGUAAUUUUUUUCAACUAUAGUGCUCAUCUGACUAGAAUUAACAGCACUAUCAAUCCAGGGCACAAUUGUACACUCAGCUCAAAUCAGAUAACCGAUGUGCUUCUGUCCAGGAACAGAGUGAUGUAAAAAGAUAACAGACUGAUAUGCUGCUACAUGUUUGCAGUUAAAAGAUAUGCCUUUUUUGGCAUUCUGACUGGGUGAU